GCUAGCUCUUUGCUUUCCCUGUAACAUUAACAUUCCCCUUUUUCUUCUCGACUCUGCUACGGUGAAAGCUUCUUGUUUCGCUUCCCAGCACCCAACCUCUACGAAGUCUCUUCAUUAUCACACCAAAAAUAACAAAUAAAAUAAUUAAAAUUGAUUAAAAAAUAAAAAUGGAUUCAGACGAAGAGGAUUACGUGUUCUUCGGCACACCGAUUGAGCGCGAGGAGGAGAUCACCAGCCGUCGGAAGAAAUCUCAAGCCGAGGCCUCUGGUCAUCUCCGAACCCUCGUUCCUUGGAAACAAGAGGUUAGAGAUGAAGAAGGAAGAAGAAGACUUCAUGGGGCGUUUACAGGUGGAUUCUCUGCUGGUUAUUACAAUACAGUGGGCUCAAAAGAGGGUUGGACUCCACAGACAUUUACAUCAUCAAGAAAGAACAGAGCUGAAGUCAAACAGCAGAACAUUCUUAACUUUUUAGAUGAUGAUGAGAGAUCUGAAUUGGAAGGUAAAUCCUUGGGGACAUCUUCGCAGUUCGAUACAUUUGGAUUUACAGCUGCUGAAUUUGCUCGUAAACAAGCUGAGAAGGAGCAGCUGCAGAGGCCAUCAGCAAUUCCUGGACCUGUUCCUGACGAAUUAGUUCUUCCAGCCACAGAGUCUAUUGGUGUAAAAUUGCUGCUGAAGAUGGGUUGGCGACCGGGUCGUUCAAUUAAAGAUUCACAUACGGAUUCUCUAUAUGAUGCACGGAGAGAAGCUAGAAAAGCUCUCUUAGCCUUUUCUUCCGAUGACGCAAAAUCACAUCUUCCUGACUCAGAGCCUGUUGAGAGUCCUCGUGAAAGUUUUCUUGAGCAUCCUGUCAAUGAUGAUAUCCAGUCUUCUCAAAGCACACCUGUGUCUGUGCUUAAUCCAAAGCAGGAUUUGCAUGGUUUGGGAUUCGAUCCUUUUAAAAAUGCUCCUGAAUUCAGAGAAAAGAAGAGAUCACGGUUGUCUGAUAGUAAAGAGCCUGGAUACAGGAAGACAUUGUUGAUAAAAGAUAGUCUUUUUGGUUUUAAGUCAGGAAAAGCUGCUCCUGGUUUUGGCAUUGGUGCACUUGAAGAAUACGAUGCUGAAGAUGAGGAUGUCUACGCCCCUGAUUUCAACUUUGAGGAUACUUAUGUUCAAGAAGAUGAAGAACCGUCUGGACCCAGUAAAGACAGUAGGAAAAAAUUGUUAGGAAGGGAGCAGGGUGUUCUGCCUGGAUUCAUAGUUGCAUCAAAGUCUGACUACCAGUUGGAAAGAUUUGAUCAACCAGUGGUUCCGAAGGAUUUUGUCCCCCACCAUAGAUUUCCUGGGCCUCUUGAGGCUGGAAGCCAACUUCUUGUUCCUCCUCCCCCUGAGGUUCCUCCUCCUGAGGACAAUAAUUUGAAAAUCUUAAUCGAGGGGGUUGCCACUUUAGUAGGCAGAUGUGGCAAAUUGUUUGAGGAUCUUUCCAGAGAGAAGAAUCAGUCAAAUCCGUUGUUUAGUUUUCUUGAUGGAGGAAAGGGUCAUGAUUAUUAUGCAAGGAAGUUGUGGGAGGCGCAACAGAAGCAUAGUGAUCAAACCAAGCUGGAUGGGAAAUCAUCUCCAACUGUGCAGAAGAUGACAGCAGAAAGUCGUGGCCAAUUGUUAGGGGAAAGGCCUUUGGAACGAAGUUCAAGAGAUUCAAGCUCGUCUAUUGCUUCUGAAAAUGUUGUUCAUCUCCAAUUUAAUCUUUCAGAUACAUUUACUGCAUCUGCAUCUGCAUCAUUUAGUGGGUUACCAGAAGUUGCAAAACCUUUCAAAGAUGAUCCUGCACAGCAAGAAAGAUUUGAGCAGUUUCUUAAGGAAAAGUAUCAAGGAGGGCUACGCACUACAGAUUCUGGUGGAGCUACAAAUAUGUCAGAGGCAGCUCGUGCUCGCGAGAGACUGGAUUUUGAGGCCGCAGCUGAGGCAUUACAGAAAGGGAAAAGUGGUGAGGAGAGCUUGCUCACUACACAGCAGUUUGUGGGGUUUCCAGCUACGGGAGGGUUGCAGUUCACUUCUGGUGGAACAGAGCAAGUUAAAGAUGCACAAGCUGAAGAUUUAACAACUAAGAAGAUGUAUCCAAGAAGGGAAGAGUUUCAAUGGCGUCCUUCACCUAUUCUCUGCAAGCGCUUUGAUCUCAUUGAUCCUUAUAUGGGGAAGCCACCAUCAGCUCCACGGAUGAGAAGCAAGGUGGAUUCUCUCAUCUUCAUGUCAGACUCUAUGGAACCCACAAAAUCUGAACAAUCUGUUAAAAAUCUGUAUUCUGUGCCUCAAUCUGAUGCUCCAGAAGUUAGCAAAGGUGUAGCUGACAAAGAUACUGAAGUUGAGGUAGAAGUUGAAAAUGUUGAGAGGCCAGUUGACCUCUACAAGGCUAUCUUCUCCGAUGACUCUGAUGAUGAAGCAGAAACAGUUAAUCCCAACAAAGUGGAGUAUCCAGAAAAGAAGAUUGAAGUGGCUAAUACAGCAUUAAACCAUUUGAUAGCCAGUGACUUCUUAGAAUCUUUGGGAAAAGAACUAGGCUUGGAGGUUCCCCCUGAGUUACCCUAUUCUACAAGCAAAGCCAGGACUCAUGCUCCUGAGAAAGAAGCUGCUGAUGCUAAUGCUGGAAAAGCUAGUAUCCUGUCUACUGAAAAGAAGCCUUCUAUGUCAAAUGUUGUUAGUGGAACUUCCAUUGACCAAGGGGUGCCAGAUCAGCGAGGCGCUGCUCAAGAGGGUGAAACCUUAAAAAAUGAAUCCACUCCUGGUAACCCUUUUAAUAGUGGUGGCAAAUAUACAGAUACAGAGACUGGUUUGUCUGGAUAUAAACCUGGCAAAGUUAACUGGGAAAAGACCAAGGAAAAUGUUAAAUCUAAGUCGCCGUCUAGGCGUCAUCGAAAUUGGGGCAGUGAUUCUUCAGAAGAUGAAAGGAGUAGUAAACGAUCUAGAAGACAACGGUAUAGAAGCAAUGACUCGUAUAGUGAUUCAUCUGGUGACCAUCGAGAUAGGCACCAUUCUAGGUCAAGAAGGAGAAAGAAAGAAUCCUCUCGAGAAAAGAGUAGUAGCAGAAGAAAACAUCAUAAGCAUAGUGGGAGAGACUCUCCCAGCAGAUCACGUUGCAGUACUGAGAAGGAACAUUCUGAAGGCAAGAAGGAAAAAAAGAAAUGGAGGGAUUGAACCGAGCGGUCUUAUUAUAAUUCAAAUUGAAGCAGCCAAAGAAAGAGUUUGGAAUGAAUUAUCAUGGACAAGGCAACUCUAAGUUCAAAGACCCUAAUAUGUAAACUUGGGUUCUCCUGCUGAUGUACAGUUGUUUAAGACUCGUCAUCAUCAAGCUUUGUCCUUCGUAGAGGUAAUUUGCAUGCCUUCAAUUAUUUUGUUGCAACGUUACAAAGCUGUAGGUUUUAAACAUAAAGCAAGCCAUUGUUUACUUAUUUUUAAUAUUUGAAGUUCCUUUUGAUACAAUGCCCACAGAUUUACUUCAAAACAUCAAAUUUUUGAACAUUACCUCUUAAUGCAUAAAUACAAAAUUCAAAGUAUUGAUGAUGCAGU
Molecule: messenger RNA, 3536 nt
Organism: Pistacia vera
Lineage: Eukaryota; Viridiplantae; Streptophyta; Magnoliopsida; Sapindales; Anacardiaceae
Product: G patch domain-containing protein TGH
Exons: 16
Coding region: 168-3164 (998 amino acids)
Biological process (GO): mRNA processing
Cellular component (GO): nucleus
Molecular function (GO): RNA binding
Source: RefSeq, a predicted model, not a curated record